This is a messenger RNA of Musca domestica (house fly), 3902 nucleotides long. RefSeq names its product cation-independent mannose-6-phosphate receptor (gene Lerp). NCBI's taxonomy places the organism in Eukaryota, Metazoa, Arthropoda, Insecta, Diptera, Muscidae. Gene Ontology annotation, biological process: lysosomal transport. The transcript has 17 exons. The coding region runs from base 761 to 3397 and encodes 878 amino acids. Gene Ontology annotation, cellular component: plasma membrane; late endosome; trans-Golgi network. The record is from RefSeq and is a predicted model, not a curated record. Gene Ontology annotation, molecular function: signaling receptor activity; insulin-like growth factor binding; D-mannose binding.
ACUUUCGAAGCGAAGGAGCUUUUUACGCGUUUGCAAAAAUUUUCUGGAAAAAAAUAAUAAAUAAACCUGGAAAAGUAUUCGUUCUAAAAAUUAAAUUCGACAAUAAUAGCUACAUGAAAUCGGCGUCCCUGUUGUAUCAAAUAGAGGACAUAUUUGUGUUCACCCGUCACUCGACCAAAAAGCUUGAACGCGUCAAAUGCUUUGUGAACAACAUAACAUAAACACCUGCGUCAAUUCGAUCAGUAUGUUCGUGAGUUUCCAUUUGCGCGGAUUGCAACUGGAUGCGUCUCGUCGUUUUUAGUUGCAUUGAAUUUUUAAUUUGUUGUUAGUGUUUUGUGGUCGAGGAAUUUAAUAACACGGCCAAAAUAUUGAUAAUCAAAGGCGUAAAAUAAUACCUUAACAAAAAUCGUUUCGUGUUUCGUGAGAUAUCGGUACGUGCGUGUAGUGGAGAGUGAUUAAUAACAAAAUAUACCGGCAGUUAACAAAAGUGGUAUUAUUUAUCAAUGAAUAAUCGAAACAACACAGAAUAGAGCGUUUCGUUAAAAGUCAAUAAAGUUUGUUAGAUUAGAAGUGAAGAAAACAGAAAAAAAUGUUCUUUGUUUAUAUUUUCCAAAUAUAAACUCUUUGUGAAUUAAAAAAGCAAACGUCAGCCAAAACAACCACCGCUCGUUUAUCCUCCCCCCUUUCGAUUGGAGUAAACACAAAGCAAGUGAAGUUUAACAAGUAAUCGCAUAGAUUUGGUUUGUUGUUGUUUUCCAUCAUGACCUUUCGAGUGUCGCCAAUCUGGUGCCUUCUUUUUUUGCUCUUGGGAUGCAUGCACUUCAAGGUCAAUUACGCAGCAGCAAGUGAUGACACAGGAACAAAUCCUUUGACAUUUUCCACAAAUGAUUGUUUCCUCACCGAACCGGUCUAUGGUCAUGUAUUUAACUUUAGUACCUUGCAAACAGAUUUUGCUCAUUGGACGCGAGGUGCAUUUGGCGAUACCUUUGAAUUUAAUAUUUGUGGAAAUUUAACCAGAACUUGUAAUGGACGUUCCGAUGUAGCUGCUUGUUUGAAAAAGGCCAACAAUAAAGAAUAUGUACUGGGAACCCAUCAUCAAUUGGAAUACCACAAUGGCAAAAUGUAUUUCACAUUUUCCAAUGGUGAAAAGUGUCCAAAUUCAUCGGAAAAUUAUAAAUUACAUGUGUACAUGGGAUGUGAUUAUACACUGGACAAAGAUCAGUCACGAGUGACAUCUUAUUCACCCAAUACCUGUUCGUUUUACAUAACAUUUGAAACACCAUUAGCAUGUUUACCCGAACCGGAUAAUGUUAAAGGCAAUGAUUGUUCGGUACGUGAUCCCAAGACAGGUCAUCUUUUUAAUCUUAUGCCGCUAAGUGACAGUAAUUAUAGAAUAAGUGAUCGUCAAGGUAAUGCAUUUAUCAUAAACGUCUGUAAACCUGUCCUGUAUGCCGAAAACGCAAUGUGUCCUGCAGAGAGCAGUGUAUGCUUUCAAAAGCCCCAUGCAGAUUACAAGGAAAAAUUCUUCAAUUACGGAACUGUACAACCCAAACCAACAAUUGAGGGCGAUAAACUCGUUAUUCGCCAUUCCUCGCCAACACCAUGUAACGGCGCCACAAAUUAUUCAUCAAUGAUCAAUUUCUACUGUGAUAAAGAUGCUAAGAAUGUCCAUCCAGAACUAAUGGGUUUCCAAGAUUGCGUUUAUACAUUUUCCUUUGGAACUCCGUUGGCCUGUAAUGAAUUGCCACCCUGUACUGUUGUGGCUCAUGACAACGAAAUCAUUGAUAUGAGUCCAUUAAGAAAUUCAAAGUUCACACUGCAACAGGACAAUCAGAAUUAUGUUCUGUCGAUAUGUUCGGCAUCGGGAGAACCAUGCAUGGAAAAUGAUGGUGCAUGUCUGCAGGUCAAUAAUCAAUCAACCAGUCUGGGCAAAAGCAAUGCCCAUUUGCGUAUUAACCAGACCGGUACCCCGUAUCUACUCUAUGAGGACGGUGCCAUCUGCCAGCAGACAUCGAACUCCGGCUUGACCAAGUGGUCAACAAAAAUAGAAUUCGUCUGUGCCAAUCGUACGGAAGGCAGCAACAGCAAGGAUAAAAAUGUUGGCCCUAAAAUAAUUGAAAAUUCCAAUUGUCAACUGCUAAUCCACUAUCAAACUGAGCUGGCGUGUCGUGAGCAGAUAAGUUGUAAAACCAAAGUCUAUGUCGAACAUUCGGAAGAUGGUACCGGCAUGGAUUUCAUCGAUUUGACACCCCUGAUUUCGAACACAGAUAAUUAUGAGGCUGAAAUUGAUGCGGCUUUAAUGGGACAAAAACAGCUGCUGGGCAAAUCGACAAAGAUCUUCCUAAAUGUAUGCCGACCAUUAGUACCCAAAUAUGCUUUGGGCUGUCCAGGAGGUUCAGCUGCUUGCAUGGCGAAAAUUGAUAAAGAUACCGGUAAACCGGAAGAGGAAAAGAGUCUCGGGUUCCCAUUGGCCUCAUUGGUGGCAACAAAUCGUACUGCAGCAGAAUUGCGAUACCUUUUAGGUUCCCCAUGUCCCGAGGAUAAAAAUACUCUCAUGUCGUCAAAAAUUGAAUUCAACUGUGAAAUGAGAGCUGGUCGAGGUGUGCCGAAGUUGCGUGAAAUCGUUGACUGUCAUUACCAAUUCACAUGGGCCACCAAUGUUAUUUGCCCGCCACACAUGUGCAACUUCAAUGAGCAGACCUGCGAACUAAUGAAUGAUGAGCUAAAUGUCGGAUACAAUUUAAAAAAGGCCUCCUUUGCCAAGGAUGGCAAGCUUCAGGUUGUACGGGAUAAAGAAGUAUUUACUUUAGACUUUUGCAACUCACAUCACAAGGCUGUCACGGAUUAUAGCCAAGGUUUGGUAAAUCUUUUCUUCACCAACAAAGGUUCCUGUGAUUCCGAAGGUCUCAUCACCGUACAAAUGCGUUUAAUUUGCAGCAACACAACGGAAUCUUCGACAUCAUUUAGUGGGUGCUAUUUGCUGUACAUUCAAAAGACUCCCGAUAUUUGUGACUUUUUGGGUUUAAAAUUGACGACAACGGUGAACCCCACUUCUUCCCCGCCAUCGUCUGCCGUCACCACAGACAAGCCCAAUACUACCUCAAAACCAAAUGGUCAACCCAGCUAUCCCACUGAAGAUACCAGUCAACAGCAUCCUGCCGAAAAGACGGGAUCCAUUGGAGUCAUUUUGGCAUCCAUAUUGUCGGUUACAUUUGUCGUGGCCUGUCUGGGUAUGUUUGCCUUUUCACCGGAACGCCGUAAUAUGGUGAGACGUUUCUUCAAUCGCUCCACUUCAUCUGUAAGAUAUAGACGGGUAAACAAUAGCGAAGAAGGCAGUUUGCUGUUAAAUCCUAAUGGCGAGUUUACCGAAUCGGAUGAUGAAGAUAUGCUGCUUUAAGGGAAGGAUAAAGAAUUCUCUCUUCUACACGAUGAUGACACGCCUACACCAAAACGAAAACGUUCGUCUUCUAUGCUCUGUGUAAAUUUUACCUUUUUGUGACAACAACUCAAAAGACAACAACCUAUAUAUUUUUCUAAAGCAUUUUAAAGGUAUUUGCAACAUAAAAAAGUAUUGAGCUUAAACAUUUUUGAAUAAAUUAUUUAUAUAAAAAUAUUAAAAAAUGUAUGUAUGUAAAAAUAUAAAAAAAAACUAUGAACUGAAUAUUUACAAACCACAAAGAAAAUAAUGAAGCAAAAUGUAGAAAAGUUUUGGAGAAGCCUGUUAUUGAUAUUUUGAAAAUCAUUAACUGGGUUAAUUUUCGAUUUUGUUUUCGAAAGGGAAAAAAAUAAAAAUAAUAAAAAGACAUGAAACACCAAAGAUCUGUACAGGGUGUUCCAAAAUGUAAUGGCUGGCAUUAAAACAUUAUAUUAAGAAAAAAAUUAAAAAAUGGUCAUUACAAAAA